CGGACGGACCCAAAGUAAAUUCAAUAAUCAAAAAAUUACUGAAAUUGAAAAUGAAAACGAAACCGAUAAACUAAAAUAUGUAAUAAUCCAACAACAGCAAAGAAAAAUUUAAAAAUUCAAAAUUAAACUUCCGUUGUGGUAUAAAAUCAUUGUGUGCGCCAAGAAAAAGUAUCACAUUGCAUUCAAACAUUAAACAAUUAACAACUACUACUCCUCAGGACUUCUUACCAAAGUAGAAAACUCAAAAUGAAAAUAUUCGUUAUAUUGGCCUGCACAUUGGCAGUGGUUGCUGCCAGACCCGAACCACCCAAGAGUCGUUAUGGUCCACCACCAGCACCACAAAAGGAAUACUUGCCACCCACACCAGCCGAACAAUACGGACCUCCAGCCGCCCAACAGCAACCCGCUCAACCUUUACCCGUCUAUGGUCCACCAGCUCCCUUCUAUGGUCCUCCUGCCGAAGCUGUUGUUACCAAAAAUGUGUACGUUCAUGUGCCCCCAGAGGAGCCUGAGUCCUACCCAGCCCCCGCUCCCAUUCAAACUGCUGUACCCAAGAAGCACUACAAGAUCAUCUUCAUCAAGGCCCCCAACCCUCCCACACCAGUGCGUCAAGUUCUUCCUCCUCCAGUCCAAGAUGAACACAAGACUCUGGUCUAUGUUUUGGUGAAGAAACCCGAAGAACAACAACCUUUGGUCAUUCCCUCACCCGCUCCCACCGAGCCCAGCAAACCUGAGGUCUAUUUCAUCAAAUACAAGCAACAUCAAAAACCUGCCGAACAAUAUGGUCCUCCUGCCGCUCCCGCCUCCGAAUACGGACCACCAGCUGAAAAAUUCUAAAUAGUUAUUGGUAUUGUUUAGUUCUUCAUAACCUCACAUCCUCACUACAAUCAUUUCGUCACUCCAGCUGGAGUGUGUAAAUAUAUUCUGGUUGUAACGAAAUCAUAAUUUAAAAUUACGUCCAUCCAUUGUUAAUCAAUUGUUAUUUAGUACAAUGUUGUUAAGUUUGUUAAAUAGUUAAAACGAUUUUAUUAAUAAAAUAAAAAUAAAAUAAAUUAUUU
Messenger RNA from Calliphora vicina (urban bluebottle blowfly), 1058 nucleotides. RefSeq names its product Tweedlebeta (gene Twdlbeta). The record is from RefSeq and is a predicted model, not a curated record. The coding region runs from base 247 to 837 and encodes 196 amino acids. Lineage: Eukaryota; Metazoa; Arthropoda; Insecta; Diptera; Calliphoridae. The transcript has a single exon.